AUGGCCUCAGGCCUCUUCAUCAAUUCUACUGAUGGCACGGAGCUCGGCUGCGCAGGCGUCAGAGUCACCCCAGACAUUGGGAGUUCCGCUUCCGGUAUCAUCAAGUACAUCCCAGCAGCCGUACUCGCCAUGAUUCUUAUCGCAUCCUCGCGUCGACAUUUCCAUACACCACGAACCGGCGAAUUCGAACGUAUUGCGGCUGCGAAUGUCUGGAGAUCCACCUGGAAGAUCGUCCUGGAUGUAACCGACUAUCUCCAGUAUUUUCAAUUCGUCUUCCUAGCUGGAGCUCUCACAGUCGACUACCCCGGCUUCUAUCAACCAGUCAUGGGCCAGCUGCCCUGGGCUUCCUUGCUCUACUGGGCAGGCCCCGUUGACCAUGGAUUCAUCUACCCCGGUGUUGAAGAUGGGAUGUACAUCAGCAACGCGUCCUAUGGAUUGGACUAUAUGGCUCGCAUGGUCGCGCAUCCCCAGGUGCCGGAUAUCAUGAUAAAUGCGCAUAUCAACUUGUGGUGCUAUGUUUAUCAUUGUGACAUUCUGGCUUGCAGUCAGACCACCUGGCCAGCAUCCGCUGAGCACAACAGUCUGCGAGACCGGAUAUCUUGUCUUGGUGAUCAAGACAUCGUCGCAAUACCUUCAGAGGACUCUACCCAACGACCCCGGCAGACAAGUCUCAAGGCCUGGCUCCUCCGGUUCCAGCAUUUCCUCCCACUGGCCGUCGCGCUCCUCGAUGGCCUAGUUGUCGGCUGGCUUCAGGAUUGGGGGCUCGUUCAAUUGGCAAAGCUCAAUGUUUUUGAAAUGGCGCUACUAGCAUAUCUCGUCAUACAGCGACGUUGGAAUUCGUUCAUGUCGAGGAGCGUCUGGUGUACGCUUAUUCGUGUAUUGACGCUUACCUUGAGCCUCGCUUUUGCAUUCCCUACCCCGGAGUCUACAAAGCAAUGGCUAGGUUACUUCACCCUGUGCCUUCACGCUGCAGCGGUUGUUUUCGGAUACCUGUUGCUCUCAGGCUUGGAGAUGUAUCGCGCCGCCCGGUUGAGGUUGCAGUCGAUUCUCGCUCCAUCGGAACCCGAUUCAGCAAUUAGCCUCUGCUCGUUACCCAUACGCACACACCUCACACACCACACGGAAAGCCCAACCAGCCGCCCAACCUCCGCUGGUACAUCCUACCGAGCCUGGAACGAGAACCGACCGGGCACAGCGGCUUCGAACAACAAUCCACCCCUCGACACAAAGCACUACGUGACGGAUUUCUCCGCGUUCUAUAGAGCACCCAGGUCGCGAAACCAGACACCCGUUUCGGGCGCGAGUUCGACCGCCUAUCGCUGA
Messenger RNA from Aspergillus calidoustus, 1323 nucleotides. Lineage: Eukaryota; Fungi; Ascomycota; Eurotiomycetes; Eurotiales; Aspergillaceae. The record is from the annotation of a GenBank genome assembly.